AUGUAUUGGAAAAUUUGUCUUAAAGCUUACAUAAAGAAGAAUACAAACAGUAUCACAAAUUAUUUUACUGAUGCUCUUGCUAACAUUUUUGUUGUUAGGUUCAAUCUUAGGGCUUAUCGCUGGGUCCAGGCUAUGGUGUUUGCAAUUGAUGAAAUUAACAAAGAUAACAGCCUGUUGCCUAAUAUAUCGCUGGGAUUCAGCAUCUUUGACUGCUGUGACACGAUCAUCAAGGCUUUGCAGCACACACUAUCAGUAGUGACAGGAAGACCUGAUCUGAUUGUUAAUUACCACUGCAAGUCUAAAUCAACAAUGGCAGGCAUUAUUGGAAGUGCUGGGCCUGUCGUCUAUCUACCUAUUGCCAGGGUUUUAGGCUUCUUUAGCUACCCUCAGAUCAGUUAUAUUUCAACAGUCCCUUACCUAAGUGACAGAAAACAGUUCCCAUCCUUCUUCCGCACCAUCCCCAGUGAUGUUUCUCAGACCCAGGGUAUUGCCCAAUUACUUGCAUCAUUUGGCUGGACAUGGGUGGGAAUACUAGCACAGGGAGAUGACUAUGGCCAGGCAGGUUCCCAGAGCCUGAAGAAAGACAUGGAUACAGUAGGUGCAUGUGCUGCUUUUGAAGAGAUUGUUCCCAUAUACUUUGCUAAGGAAACAAUUAAUCACAUAAUAAAUAUCAUUCAGAACUCCUUGGCACAUGUCAUUGUGGUCAUCUACUCUGACAACUACUUAAGUACAGUGAUAGAAGAAAUUUCACAGAAGGAUAUCAGUGGGAAGAUAUGGAUUGCUACUGAUGGUUGGUCUACAUCUUUAAGCCUUGCAAAACCCAAGUUCUGGGGUAUAUUGGGUGGCACUCUUGGGUUUGCAGUUCCCAGAGGAGACAUUCAUGGAUUUAAAGAUUUUCUGUAUGGAAUUCAUCCAAGCACAUCUCCUGAAGACAUUUUUAUACAACAGUUUUGGGAGACAGCCUUCAACUGUAGAUGGCCUGGACCAGAUACUGACAGGAAAGAGAUGGACAAGAAACUGUGCUCAGGCAAAGAGAGCCUGGAAGCAUUAAAGAAUAUUUAUACUGAUGUCUCCAAUUUGAGAAUCACAUACAAUGUUUUCCAUUCAGUUUAUGCUUUUGCACAAGCCCUGAAUGACCUUUAUACUUGUCAGCCUGGAAAAGGGCCAUUCAUUAAUGGAACAUGCACCGACAUUUCUGACUUUUAUCCUUGGCAGCUCCUAUACUAUGUGAAGAAUGUGCAUUUUAAAACCAAGUCUGGAGAUGAUGUGUACUUUGAUGAUGGAGGAAAUCCACCAGGACGAUAUGACAUUAUCAACUGGCAGCUUAACCUUGAAGGCAGUGCUGUGUUCACAAAGGUGGGCAGAUUCGAUUCUGCUGCACCUCCACAACAACUAAUUAUUAACAGCAGUGCCAUCUUGUGGAAGGCAGGAGAAAUACAGGUCCCACAGUCUGUGUGCAGUGAAAGCUGUCCCAUUGGACACAGAAAAGCAGCCCGGCAAGGACAAGCGAUCUGCUGCUUUGACUGCAUACCAUGUCCCUCAGGAGAGAUAGCAAAUCAGACAGGUUCCACAAUAUGCCUGAGAUGCACAGAUGAUUUCUGGCCUACUGAGAAGCAGGAUGAAUGUAUUCCAAAGCUUACAGAAUUUCUUUCCUUUGAGGAGCCCUUGGGGUCAUUAUUAGCAACCACAGCACUAUUUAUUGCAUUAUUGGCUGCCACAACCUUGUUUCUCUUUAUUAAGCACAGUGAUACUCCAAUUGUGAAAGCCAAUAACAACCAAUUGAGUUAUCUCCUUCUGAUAGCUCUGAUUUUAUGCCCUCUGUCUUCAUUAAUAUUUAUUGGUCAACCAAUGAAAUUGACAUGCAUGUGCCGUCAAGUUACAUUUGGAAUCAUUUUUGCCCUCUGUGUUUCAUGUGUUUUAGCCAAGACCAUCAUGGUAGUUGUUGCUUUCCGUGCCACAAAGCCCAACAGCAACCUAAGAAAGUGGAUCGGUCCUGGACUUUCAAACUCUGUUGUCUUCAGUGGCACUUUUGUGCAAGUCAUUGUCUGCUUUGUUUGGCUGCUUAGUGCUCCUCCAUUCCCUGAGCAAGACCUAACUUCUGAACCUGGAAAGAAGAUACUCAAAUGCAAUGAAGGUUCUCCCAUUGCUUUUUGGUGUAUGUUAGGAUACAUUGGAUUAUUGGCCAUUAUAAGCUUUGUAGUAGCCUUCUUAGCCCGGAAGCUGCCAGAUGCAUUUAAUGAGGCAGCAUUUAUAACCUUUAGCAUGCUUAUGUUUGUUAGCGUUUGGCUGUCUUUUAUUCCAGCAUACAUAAGCACAAAGGGAAAGUAUAUGGUUGCUGUAGAGAUAUUUGCUAUCCUGUCAUCUAGUGUUGGCUUGCUUUUAUGUAUAUUUUUCCCAAAGUGUUACAUAAUUUUGUUUAGACCUCACACAAACACAAGAGAAUAUUUGAUGGGAAGAGGAACCACAAGAAGUGUCCACACAUCAACUGUUGCAUGCAGCACAUCAACUACUGUACAUCUGGAGAAGGAUCAGCAGAACCAGAGAUGGGACAGCAUCCCUCGCACAUCUUUGUUGGGUGGCUCAAGGGAGAAUAUUCUUCAGGAUCAUGGAACCAAAACAGGCCCUGCUCCUGGAGGCCAAAUCGACUUUGCAAUGAGUGAUAAAGCCUUAGGAUCCAGUGUCAACAUUUUGGAAAUCUUUUUGGAAGGCUCCGAUGGAGCAUUGGAAGAGGAAGAUCUCUUUCCAGACUUGUCAGAUCUUGAAGAUGGAGACUGGUCAGACUUUGAUGAACCCGAACCUUUUGUGUCUUGCUUCCCUGAGACUUUUGCCCUUCCUUUUCUUACUCUUUUUGUCUUGGUGUGUCUACAACCUCAGAAAGGGAUGCAGAAGACUGAAAUCACUCCAGGUGAGCUGGGAACAAUCCUUUAA
Protopterus annectens (West African lungfish) is the source of this 2928-nucleotide messenger RNA. Its product is annotated as vomeronasal type-2 receptor 1-like. The transcript has 10 exons. Lineage: Eukaryota; Metazoa; Chordata; Ceratodontiformes; Protopteridae. The coding region runs from base 1 to 2928 and encodes 975 amino acids. Gene Ontology annotation, biological process: G protein-coupled receptor signaling pathway. Gene Ontology annotation, molecular function: G protein-coupled receptor activity. Gene Ontology annotation, cellular component: membrane. The record is from RefSeq and is a predicted model, not a curated record.